Notechis scutatus (mainland tiger snake) is the source of this 1209-nucleotide messenger RNA. The record is from RefSeq and is a predicted model, not a curated record. NCBI's taxonomy places the organism in Eukaryota, Metazoa, Chordata, Lepidosauria, Squamata, Elapidae.
AUGGAUGAAGUCUAUUUGGAUGAAAAUAGAGAGCUAGCAACUGACUUUGAUAUCAUGAGCUGGAUUAUGUUCCCCAACAAUUCUUUCUUCAAACUGAAAUUAGGGGAUCUAGAAAGGCAAGGAUCCCCAGAUCUCAAGUUUACUCUUGAUCAGGAUGGUUUUGCAAAACUGAAAUGGCUCAACAAGGACCUCCCUCCUUCCAGGUGUGUAGAAAGUUGUCAACCUGGAUUAGUUAAGGCAACCCAGGAAGGAGAAUCCAUUUGCUGUUACCUCUGCCUUCCCUGUGCAAAAGGUACCAUCUCCACUCAGGAAGAUUCAGAACAAUGCACUCAAUGUCCUGAAGAUCAGCAUCCCAAUAAAUAUCGAGAUCAAUGUAUCCGUAAAAGGAUCAAUUUCCUCUCUUACAAAGACAAUUUGGGAAUCAUCCUGGCUUCCCUUGCCAUGUUUUUGGCCUUAACCACAGGUCUUGUAUUGGGAACCUUCAUUAAAUUUCUAGAAACUCCCCUUGUCAAAGCCAACAAUCGGAACCUCUCCUUCAUCCUUCUGGUCUCCCUCCUGUGUUCCUUCUUGAUUUCCUUCCUGUUCAUUGGCCAACCAACCAGAGCCACUUGCCUUCUCCAACAAACAGCUUUCAGCAUCAUCUUCUCAGUUGCCGUGUCUUCUCUCUUGGCCAAAACAAUCACAGUGGUAUUGGCCUUCCUGGCCACAAAGCCAGGAAACAGAGCAAGCAGAUGGCUGGGCAAGAAUUUGGCCAAUUCAAUCAUCCUUUGUUCUUUCACUCUUCAAGUUAUAAUUUGUUCCAUAUGGUUGGGAGUCUAUUCCCCAUUUACUAGUUCUGAUAAGCAUUCUCAACCUGGAGAAAUAGUUCUGCAAUGCAAUGCAGGCUCUGUUGCCAUGUUUUAUGUUGCCCUCGGGUACAUGGGCUUCCUGGCUGCUGUCUGCUUCACAGUGGCUUUCCUGGCCCGGAACCUCCCUGGUGCAUUCAAUGAAGCCAAGUUGAUCACCUUCAGCAUGCUGGUCUUCUGCACUGUUUGGGUGUCAUUUGUGCCCACCUACCUGAGCACGAAGGGGAAGUACAUGGUGGCUGUGCAGAUUUUCUCCAUCUUGGCCUCCAGCGCUGGCCUGUUGGGCUGCAUCUUCAUCCCUAAGUGCUACAUCAUUCUGCUAAGGCCACAUCUGAAUACAAAAGAACAUCUGAUGAUUAAAUAA